Brienomyrus brachyistius is the source of this 1952-nucleotide messenger RNA. RefSeq names its product heterogeneous nuclear ribonucleoprotein C (gene hnrnpcb). The transcript is spliced from 9 exons. The record is from RefSeq and is a predicted model, not a curated record. NCBI's taxonomy places the organism in Eukaryota, Metazoa, Chordata, Actinopteri, Osteoglossiformes, Mormyridae. Gene Ontology annotation, molecular function: RNA binding. Gene Ontology annotation, cellular component: nucleus. The coding region runs from base 171 to 1160 and encodes 329 amino acids.
CAAUAAUUUUACGGCUAUCGGGCCGGCGCCAUUUUACAGUCGCAGUCGCCUCAGUGUCGUGUAUGUCGGAAAGAGACCUGAAAGCUCAAAACUCGUCGAAUUUUAGUAGCUAAUUUUUAAACGUAAGCUCCUGUUUUUGCUGCAGCUUUUUUGAACAACGGCGACCCAGGAUGGAACUGCUCAACUCGCUGUCUCCUACUCUCCCCUACUUCCAUCAUGACAGCUGGCUUUCCACUGGUAGCAGCGUAAUGGCCAGCAACGUGACCAACAAAACUGACCCACGCUCACUGAACUCGCGCGUGUUCAUCGGGAACCUGAACACGCUGCUGGUGACCAAGGCCGACGUGGAAGCCAUCUUUAGCAAGUACGGCAAGAUUGUGGGCUGCUCCGUUCACAAGGGCUAUGCCUUUGUGCAGUACUCCAAUGAGCGGAAUGCACGCGCCGCAGUGGCCGGCGAAGACGGUCGCAUGAUCGUAGGCCAGGUGUUGGAUAUUAACUUGGCGGGUGAACCCAAGCCUCACCGAUCGAAGAACAUCAAGCGAUCUGCGGGUGAUAUGUAUAGCUCGACUUUUGAUCUGGACUAUGACUUUCAGAGGGAUUACUAUGACAGGAUGUACUCGUACCCCUCCCGGGUGCCGCCGCCUCCUCCACCCCUGUCCCGGGCAGUGAUUCCAUCCAAGCGUCCACGGGUGAGUGCCAGUGGUGGGGGUGGCCGACGCACCAAGAGCAGUUUUUCCUCUUCCUCCAAAAGCAGCCAGAGAAUCUCCUCAUCAUCUUCACGUGCUGUAAAGGCAGAUGACCUGCAGACUAUAAAGAAAGAACUAACACAGAUCAAACACAAGGUGGACUACCUGCUGGAGAGCCUGGAACGCAUGGAAAAGGACCACAACAAGAAGUCAGAAGGCAAAAGUUUGAAAUCAGAGCCUGGGGAAGUUUCCUCACUUCAGCACUCCAGCAGCAAGAAAGACGAGAGCGGGAAAAGGGAGAGGGAGAGAGAGGCACCGGAACUUAACGACUCUGAAGAGGAGGGAGACUUGUUGGAGGAAGAGGAGGUGAAGAGUCGAGGGAGGGAGGAAGACAAUGAUGAUGAGGAGGAAGAGGGGGAGCAAGAAGAAGGAGAAGACGAUGGUGAUAGCGCCAAUGGGGAUGACGACUCGUAGAUGCAGCAGGAGACGCACGGCUUGCAUGCACAUGGUCCCGUACAAAAAAUCAAAUCAGCUGAACUCACAAUUUGUAGCACACAGGAGUGAAACAGAGUAGAACAAAAUUGUAUAAACUUUGCUGUCAAUCCACACGCAUUGUACAGACGCCUUUCUGAUCCAUACUCUUCAUUAAUCUGUAUGCAAACUACUGGCUAUACUAAAUCUGUCAAAAUUCAUCUACAGUCACCUCCCACCGUUUCCUUCUGCAGAUGUUAUGUUUUGUUCUGUCUCCUACCUGCUUUUAAUGUAGUGGCUACCAGCCUUCCUACUCUUUGAAAAGCUUGAAGUGAAGGCAGAUGUCCUCAUUUCGGAACCAGGACAACUGCAGUAAAAAGUUCAGGGAAGGAAAAGAGUAAGAUGCAGAGAGGCAGAUACAUUCAUUGAACAAAAAAAAAAAAAACCUGUGUUGCAUGAUGGCUGGUUUCUUUACGGAAUGUCUGUGAUGUGUUGCAGUUGUUUCUUUUGGCCAGUAGAUGGCAGUAAGAGACAAUGGCUUUGUGUCUGUUUACUGUAUUUAAGGCAAAUAGGAUUUGGUACUAUAGUUAAACUGUUUUACAUUUUCGAAAAACGGUAGUUAUCAGAUUUCUGUUGAACAGCAGUUUUUUUCCUUUGAAUAGUGAAGAUUUCUGUAAUUACAUGGAAGACUAUAAAGUACUUUGAAUUAUCCAAAUUCUCUGUAAUGCACCGAAUUCAUGUUGUUUUUUUAUUUAAAUUUGUUUCAAGUGUGACAAUAAAUUUCAGUAAGCUUUG